CAUCACAUGGUGAUGCUAUCUAUCGCAGCUUCUGAACAACGGAACACAGAUGGGGCAAGAAGCAAGACUCACGGUUUUUCAGCAGGCAUAGAGCAAAACAGAUUAACUACUGAAGCGUGUUGCAUAUUGAAAAGCAGAAGGAAGCAGAGGCCAUAGACUUCGAGAGGAAAAAAAGAAAGAAUCUGAGAGGCGCGAUCUCCCUGCACAUUGCGCUUCGGAGAAAUGAAAGGUUGCGAACUCCCGACAUGCAGACCUGUGCAAUAGCGGAGUGGCGCGGCUACAGAAGGAAUUGAACGUGAACGAUAAAAAGCCGAAAGGAAAGAAAGGGAAAAAGAAAGGAGAAGAGGCAGAGAAAAAGGAUGCUUGGCGUAGCACUUUGGAAAUCUUUGCCAUUCUAAUUUUUUGCAAUAAGCCUCAUAUCUGCAGUCUUCAUCCAUGGCCUCUUUGAGGAAUGGCCCAAAGGGAACUCCAGAAUCUCAGCACCAUAAUGUUUUGUUCCUUGGAACAGUUGCCGUAGCAUCAGCUUUUCUGGUCACCAUCUUUAUUGCACUGUUGUGUGUAGGAUGUAAACGGAAAGAUAAAACAAAAAAGGUCCAGAUUGAUGGAGUAAAGCUGGUAGAAAUGUCAUUGCUACGACAGACGAAACUCCGAUCCAUCAGCAAAUCUGACACAAAGCUCCAUGAGCUGAACCGGAUAGCAGGAAACGGCAAGAAAGGGUCAAGAAGCCGUCCUGCUAGUAUGGACCUCCUCUUUCUCCCAAACCGGAAGUUAGACUGGGAUCUGAGGUGUCCACAGAACAGACAGCUUCCAAAAAUUCCACUCAGCCCUGGUGGAGACAAAGACCACACCUACUCGGAGGUGAAGAGGCCAGCGUCACAGCCGCGGUGCACUGAAGAUGCUCUGUAUGAGAGUGUUGGGGGUCGGCAUGAAGAUGAAGUAGCACCCCCCAGCAGCCAGCCCAAACAGCCACUGUUGUCCCUUGGCAACAACCACGUUGAUUCAGCCCUCCAGCAGAGUCAAGAGGUCAACAGAUCUAGUGAAGAUGCGGUAACAGCAGAGUAUGCCUGUGUGAGAAAAGUCAGGAAACUGGAAAAGCAGCAGCAUUUGGAGACCAGUCCUGACCCCGUAGAGCCAGGAGCCCGAUUUACCAGUGCCGAAGAUUAUUUGAAUCAGCAGGAGAGGGAUAACAAAAAAAAGACCAUCAAGGAACCUAUUCAUUCCCAUUCCUUCCCAAAGGACUCUGGCUUUAUGGGAAAUGGAGAACAGUAUAUUUGGAAACCUCCAGAAGAAGAAGAAGGGCUGUCCGUCAGUACUGGGCGCAUUGGAAUGCCAAAUGUCUCCACUGGUGACCUAAGCCAUGGACCUGCUGUGUCUGUUGAGAUAUCAGACAUGUAUUCCAAAGUGUGUAAGCCAAGUAAAAAGAAAAGACCUCCUGCCUCUCCGCCUGCCCCCUUCAAGCAAGGAGCCCAGGAUGUCAAGCCACUCAGUCAAAGCCGUCCAUGUGGAGGGCCCAAGGAAAACAAAAGAUUUGACGCGGUGCAGCCACCAAGCUGGACAGGAGGAGGCGCUCAGGCAAUGAAGUCCACUGAAGAUCCCUGCUACGAAUCAAUAAAUGAGAAAAUGUGGCCAGUUAAUGAGGAAGCUGACCCAGCUUAUGAAUCGAUAGAUGCCAACUGGAAAAGGGACAAACCCCCUAUGCCUCCAUUAGGUAAGAAUAAGAAGAAAGUGCCCACAAAAGGGUGCCUUAAUGAGAAUUUUUAUGAAACUAUCAGUGAUGUGAAACAAGGAUCGACAAGCACCACGACUGUAUUCAUGUUUAAUGAUGGCAUCGAAAUGUACGUCACUGGACUUUAAUGCCAUCUCGUCCCCUCACCUUUGUAACACCUCUUUUUUAAAAUUCAUCUUUUUGGUUCAUUCAAUCCAGCAAUACAAAGAGAAAUAUCUUGAGUGAGCAGAAUAAAGACGGAUUGUGUUUGCUUUUAAAACCGUCUGCCAUGACAGGGAAAGGCAGUUUAUUUCAAGCCUUGACAAAAGCUAGUAGUUUGCUUGAAAUUUUGAGAAUUUUGACUGUGCAAGAAUUCUACAAUUUUUGACAUGUUUACAAAAAAAAGACUGGCCUUGAGUGAAAUCUGCUCACUGUUGCACGUUUCCUGUGGGCCAAAUUCAAUUUUGGGCAUCUAUUAACAGAUCUACCAUUAUCAAUGCAGUUAGCAUCUAUCCUGUGAGUACAGUAAAACCUAGAUCAAGUGACUUUUAUUGGGCAUUGACAUCGAUCCACGUUGUUUGACAAGAUAAUCCAUUUAUAAAGGCAAGUGCAUACGUAAAAUGAUUGUUGUUAGCAGGUCUUUGGAGCCAUGCCACUUCAUAGUGCUGCUCCUUGAAUAAUGCAGCCAGGCUGAUGGCCUGCAGUGGAAUGGCAUGGAAAUCUGGACAGAGAAGUGUCUUUGUAUUAAUGCACUGCCUAAAAGGAAUCUGAGAAGACAGCUUUAUUACUACAGAUGUGUACACCAUGCUUUAUUAGGGUCGUCUCUUUCUUUGUGGCACCGUGCCCUCAGAGCUCCAGUCCUGAUUUCUAUGUGCAGCUUGCAUGAUUUCCAGUGCGUGUGCGCGCGCAUGGUCUUCUCUGUAGGCAUGCCAGUGUCACCCAAAUCCCAAAAAUGUGCAGGUUAUGUACAUUGACGACCCUAAACUGUGCCCUGCUAUAAGUCUGCCACCAUUCUGAGCUCCUCGGCCAUUCUGGUCGAAUGCUUUCAUCUUUCAAUCUACAUCUCCCCUGUUUUUCAGAACCUCUUUCAAUAAACAGGUAAAAUAAAAGUUGGAAAAUCGAGGUUUUACUGUAAGAACUCUGACUCUGUGAAAUGGAAAUUCAAUUUCUCUUUUAAAUCCCAGCACAUUUCACUUACUUGAGAAGAAUGUAUUGUCCAUGUGAGGUAGAAUGGUUGAAUGGGACCAGAUGUAACAUUUCACGCUGAAGCAGACUGGAAAUGUGUUAUAUUUAGACUGUACAAUAUAAUUGACGUAGUAUCCCCAACAAGACUACAGGAAUCAAGCACCUUUCUGCUAAAUCGGUACAACAGCACGACUUUUUUUAUUACUAACCAAGAAGUCAGCGACACCUCUUUCCUGCUUUGCUCUCAUUACAUUUGUUGCCUGGCCAAACGAUGCGACUCCAAGGCCUGGUUGGGUCCUGCUGCUGGCAAUGCCUUAGGCAAGGCUGCUGUGACAUGGCACUUGCUGAUUACCUUCAGUCGUGGUGUCCUGCAAGUGACAGGCCUGUAUUCAGAGCUUUAUAUCGAUUGCUGCCUGCACUUUUAAAUAUUUGAAUUUGUUUAGUUUUUGUUAGCCAGUUUGCUUCAGAAUGGAGUGACGAAUGUACCGGAGAAAAGACCAAGCACAAAUACCCAGCAGUAGUGUUGAACAUUUAAAGCUUCGCUCUGCAAACUUGAGAACUUUUAAGAGAAGAGAAUCCUACACAGGAUAAAACGCGAACAGAAAAAACAAACCAAACCCUGAAAGACGCGUGAAUACAUUAGCACAGUUGUAAUGUUGACCAUGCUUAUCAUGUAAGUAAGUGUGUGCAAAUACAACUUUCUUAAACGCGGCAGCACUGAGUGCCAGGCAGGAAACAGCUCGGUGGGUACAAAUUCUAACAGUGAUAGAUGUGCACAGAGUACAGUGACAUUCCUACUCUCAUGUCUGACCAACGUGGUACACGUCACCACUCUGACACAUUGACAAAAUGAACGGAUGACUGAAAUUGUGUAAUAAUACCAUACCACGACAUUCUCAAACACGCCAAGUGCAGCACUGUGCACAAUACAGACAACAACUCUGGAGCGGGAGUCAGCCCGUUGUAGUGGCAUAAGAGGCAGCAGGGCUACCCACUCGUGAUGUCUCGUCCAUUAGUUGUGAAUUAACAUCUCCUGUAGCCGUAAUGGGAAAGCACCUCGACGAGAGCCAUCAGACCUGUCUGGCUUUCAUGGCACAAGUGAAAAACUGGUAUAAAGUAGACAGAAAAUAAACACUUUGUAAAACAAACAACAGUCUGCACGUAAGUAUAAAACGAACUCCAGGACAUCAGUUUUAAAAAAUAUAGUUUGGAGGUAAAGCAUUUCUACCGUAAACUCUUGUCACAGCUUUCUCUCUAUUUCUGCCUUUAUUUGACUGCAAACAUUUGACCCCCUAAAGUCUCACCAUGUUUUUUAAAACAGUUAAACACCCCCAAUACAACACACGUUACACAAAUUUUCCAGCGUCCAGGGCGGUAGUAGCCCACUCUCCAGCGACUCAGUUGGACUGGUCUGCGACUCCCCCAAUAGUCAUCAAGUUUGUCCUUAAGAACUGGUAACUCAUGAGUAACAAUGCAGGUGAUGCUGUGGUGGUGAAACGGGUCAAACUCUGCAAACACAAGAGGGGCUCGUCUGUCUGAUGUCUCGUGUUUUACCCACCACAACAAAAUGUAAAAAAAACAAAAGGGCUGCGAUUGCACCUGGAAAACAUUCAUACAACACUGGCACAGUCGGGCAGCACAGUGUUGGCUGCCUGAGAAAGGGUGGGCUGGAAGGUCGUCAUGGAGUUGUGUAAUAUCCCAUCCCCUGUGAAUACUAUUUGUGCAGUCUGACAUAUAUUUUGAUAUCCCCUCCAACUAGAAGUUGUGUAAUGUGACACUUCAGGGUCACGUCCGAGCCACAAAGUGGCCUGACCUGCAGGGGCUUAGUCUCCAUACUAAAGGAGAUUGUUGUACUGGAGAUUUGGUGCUUUGCUGAGGCCCAGUGUGCCGUUUUUGCCCCCCAUAGCACAAUUCUCUUUGACGCUCAAUACUUGGAAAUCCUUUAUUGCUCCCCCUGACCGUGAUCUUGUUUACAUUUGCAGUGUGGAAUUCAGAAUUUUAUAUAAAAUAAUAAAAAUUGUGUAUUUUGAUAUUUGUAUAUACAUAUUAAUCUACUGUAUUUUGGUUGGCUCCUUGGUUUCAAGUCAUUUGGAGUACAGUACGGUACUGCUGAUUAUUUAUAAUUUCUUUCUGCCGCCCAGCAUCCUACAAUUUUCUUGAGGCUAGUGCAGCGCUUAGUGGCAGUUUUUUGGGGGACGUCUUCAGCACAAACUCUGGGGUACCCAGCAUGCAUCAUGAUGACACCCCACUUUCACUUUAAAAGCCGUUUCCUUUUUAAACAUUUACAUUCAACUCCUAAAAACAGCACUCUGGGAAAAUUCACAGUUUAUUUUUUGAGUCCCUAAACUGCACGUUUUGUGGAGAUGUGGUGGGCAGAGAUGGGUGUAAUGAGUAAGUAGAGUAGAACUGGAAGUGACCACAGGUGGGCUUGUGGAAUGCUGGCUCUGCCGAGUUAGCCGAGAAUACUACAGUAUGCUGCACUUGUAAAGUGAACGUGGGCCUCACGCCUAGGAUCAGGACUACGUUAAUCCUAAUGAAAUGUGACUAUAAGAAAAAAAGCUCAGGGAAAAACAAAACCAGAGAUACAUGAAAUGACUGAAAGAUAUCCUAUCUGUGCAUUCAUUGGCGACUGUGGUGUGUAUCAGUAUUGAGCGAGCGGUGGGUGUAAAAGCACCGUAUCGUCUCACUUUUUAUAUAUAAAGUCCGUGUUUAAAUAGGCAGAGACGCGGCUGUCCCAUCGCUGUAUUGUCUUACUUGAUAAAGAUUUUGCUUGCUUAAAUAUUAUGCAUGUGUAUAUAGUGUACAUUGAUGCUAUACAAAACAAAUGUUGUAGAUUAUAUUUGUUUGUUAUUUCAGGUUAGUAUAUUUUUUUUUAAUUUGUACAGUCAGAAAAUAAAGGAUGUGUGAAUACACAGUGCGCUCCACCCAAACUCACUGAUAGGUAUCCGCUCGCUCAUCCAUCCCUUUUUCUGAGUCAGCCUGCUGGGUGACAGGGAACGGAGCCUAUCGAUGGCAGCAUCAGAUGGGACGCCUUUAAUCACGGGGCACACGUGCUCACAUUUAACGAAUCAGACAGAAGCACAAAAAAGGCAAAUAUAUGAAAGACAUGGUGAUCAGGCUAGGAAGUGAUCUGUGAGGUGAUAUCUGUAACCGCUUGGCCAAAAUGUCAUCUUUAAAUUUCCAUUAGCAGUGCAUACGCUAACAAGGAAACUGAGCCUGUCCUGCGCAGGACUGGACACAAGGCAGGAGACAUUCCUAAAUGGGGCUUCUUGAGAUAGACUCACAUUAGAUGCACAAGCCUGGAUGCAGGUGGAAACCGACAUUGAGCCCAAGUCUCCAGACCUUUGAGGCAUCACCUCCAUUGACCCUGCUUCAUCUGUUUCACGGUCGCACAGAAUCCAAGCUUAACCUGUGCAGCACUGGAUGUCUGUCCUGACAGAAACACUGGAAGAGAUGCUAGUAAAGUGCAGGCUACAACUCGGACACACACACACACACACGUGCACACACUGACUCACAUCAGGCAGUUUUAAGUUUUGGGAUGUGGGAGAACACCGAAACACUCGGAGAAGACUUGCAUGAAACAAGUGCUAACUCCACACAGCAAAGUGCCAAUGCAGUCUGCUGCCCCACGGUAUCGGGCCAUGCUGCAACUGCUGUUCUGUGCAAAUGCCAUUAAAUCUUGGAAAAGGAAUUAAAAGCCCACGAUAACUUAUACCUGGCAUGUUAUUCUCGAUGUCUGCCAUGUUCUUGACUCAGUUGGACGUGGUGGAGAAGAGGACUCAAUAGCCUUGUCCAGUGCAGUGGCGUAGCGUGGGUGUCAGCCGCCUGGGGCAGAGGAAAAUUUCGCCGCCCCCUUAUUUAGGUAUUUCAAUUUAAAAGACUAAAAUAUACAGUAAUUCUUUGCCGCCCCCUAAAAGUGCCGCCCCCACUACGCUACGCCACUGGUCCAGUGGUCAGGCUAAUUCCUGCUUCCACCAAAUGGCAGCCCCAAAUCUCCACUUGCCCCAUUAAGCAAUGUUCGGGCUAUUAAAUAUACACCUUAACUCUUGUUCUUUUUUAUAGCUGAAACUUCAUGUUGAAUUCAUUGGAAAAAUGCAGCUGUUCUUCAUACAAAUGCACUGUAUUGUCUGUAUAAAAGAAGCAAAAUAUCUGUGAAAUACAUACGUGCAAGAGAUUGUAAUGUUUUUAUACAGGAAAAAGUUACUGUUUAAAAAGUGCACCUUCGGUUUAUACAUUUUGUAAUAAAGCAGCACUUGGAAACUC
Polypterus senegalus (gray bichir) is the source of this 7156-nucleotide messenger RNA. RefSeq lists its product as uncharacterized. Lineage: Eukaryota; Metazoa; Chordata; Cladistia; Polypteriformes; Polypteridae. Gene Ontology annotation, biological process: T cell receptor signaling pathway; B cell receptor signaling pathway; intracellular signal transduction. The transcript is spliced from 7 exons. The record is from RefSeq and is a predicted model, not a curated record. Gene Ontology annotation, cellular component: membrane raft; plasma membrane. The coding region runs from base 436 to 1854 and encodes 472 amino acids.